This is a messenger RNA of Suillus plorans, 933 nucleotides long. RefSeq lists its product as uncharacterized. Gene Ontology annotation, cellular component: SLIK (SAGA-like) complex; SAGA complex. The transcript is spliced from 7 exons. Lineage: Eukaryota; Fungi; Basidiomycota; Agaricomycetes; Boletales; Suillaceae. Gene Ontology annotation, biological process: regulation of transcription by RNA polymerase II. The record is from RefSeq and is a predicted model, not a curated record. Bases 1 to 933 code for a protein of 310 amino acids. Gene Ontology annotation, molecular function: structural molecule activity.
AUGAACACGAACAUUAGAACUCUCAAACGGGUCCAACGUAUGCAUGCGAAUUUUGCUGCGCUCAACCUUAACGCAGAAGAAGGUGGCAUGGGGGAUGAGCCGCCAGAUAUAGGGGAAGAAGGCAUGGUUGAUGAGGUUAUAGAUGAGCGGCCAUGGCGAGUGAGAUAUGCUGGCCUUAGACAAGUGAAGGGACCAGUUGAACUAGAAGUCGGUGAGAAGAAUGUGGACGAAUGUCUAAAAUGGAUGAAUUGGAAGGUGUUGGAUCAUGAAGGAUUUCAAGGCUCGUUCCAUAUUCUCCUUUGCUCAUCAUCUUGGACAUCGAGCGCUGCACUGGAUGCGUUGGUAUGGUAUGCAAAGAGUAUGAUGCUAGAGGAAAUCAUCCUGCAUACACUCUUCGAGAGUGGAGUCACGAGAAUCCAAGAUCUUGAGCAGUACAUCAAGGACGAUGUCGUCUGGCACGAUUUACGCCUUGUUGACCUCGAGGAAAAGUUUGUUGGAGCAUACUGCGAAACUGUUAAGACACAAGUAGAAAUUCUCAAUGAUGAUGCGCUGUUUGCUUGUGAAGACGACAAAGACGACGAAAGUGCGUUUGUCAUGGGUGGGUUUUCUGACUCACUUGGUGAUGGUUUUCUCGGGUUACGGGAGCCUGGCAUUGCUGCCGAAUUGGGGUUAUCGAGUCUCACUAUCCCAAAGAAGCUACUCAAAGGGAAACCACGAGGAGCAGCAGGGGCUACUAUCGAAGCAAAACCCAAAGAACCACUACCGCCAUAUCCACCACUGCCUCCCUUACUUCCUAUCAUGAGCAAGAAUGUGGGCGACCAGAUUGGGUUAUUGUGUCCAUCACUUGGACCCGCCGACCGCUUCUCAAAUCAAUGUUGUGCUCUCGUUACAUCUGACAUUGCUUUCCAUGCUAUCUCAAUAUUCUCUCAUUGA